UAAUCAGAAAUGGCAACAAAUAUCGGAAUGAUGGAUUCUGCUUACUUUGUCGGUCGAUCUGAGAUCUUAGCCUGGAUCAACAGCACUCUCCGACUCAAUCUCUCCAAAGUCGAAGAGGCAUGUUCUGGUGCUGUUCAUUGUCAGCUCAUGGAUGCAUCACAUCCUGGUAUGGUGCCUAUGCACAAGGUCAAUUUCGAUGCCAAGACGGAAUACGACAUGAUUCAGAACUACAAGGUUCUUCAAGAUGUUUUCAACAAACUCAAGAUCACCAAGCACAUUGAGGUGAGCAAGCUGGUGAAAGGAAGACCACUGGAUAAUCUUGAAUUCAUGCAAUGGAUGAAACGAUACUGUGAUUCUGUUAGCGGAGGCGGUCAUCAAAAUUACAAUCCUCAGGAGAGAAGAGAAGCUUGCAAAGGUGGGAAAGAUGUGAGCAAGAAAUUCGCACCAUCACAACCGACUCGGGGUUCCACGGCUGCACCUAGAACUCAUAAUUCUCGAAAACCCGAUGCACCCUCUGUCAACUCAACAGCCCCUCCUGCCAAAAACGCUAAACCCGCUUCAACCGUAGACACAUCUGCAUACGAUCAACAGAUAACUGAACUGAAACUAACAAUGGAUAGCCUCGAGAAAGAAAGGGAUUUCUACUUUGCGAAGCUGAGAGACAUUGAAAUCCUGUGCCAACUUCCCUCCAUCUCAAGUUUGCGGGCCAUUGAAGCCAUAAAAAGGAUCUUGUAUGCUGCUGAAGAGGAUGCGACGACCGUUGAAGAAGCCCAAGCCAUGAUUCUCAAGCAAGGAAAUCCGAUAUCUGAAGAAGAAGAAGAAGAGCAGUCGAAAUCAGAUUCACAGAAGAGGAAAAACAUGGUGAAUGCCGAAGUUGAUGUAGCCGCGAACACAGCAUUGUCUCCUAGGCGAAGGGUCUCGGAUGCUUCCGAUGUCCAUUCUAGCGGUUCGCCUCUUAUAUCCUACUGAUGAUCAUCAUCAUCUAGAAUCAUCUAGAACUAGAAGUGAUUCAGUGAUUAGACGACAACGUAUUCGAGAUGUUCCCAUCUCCUGGUGUUGUCGAUUUCGGAAAGGUAUAUGAGAGCACACAUUGAGCGUUAUUUUAGAUACUGAUUGUAUCUCAAAAUGUAAAAACAUUGU
Cynara cardunculus var. scolymus (artichoke) is the source of this 1140-nucleotide messenger RNA. Its product is annotated as microtubule-associated protein RP/EB family member 1C-like. The record is from RefSeq and is a predicted model, not a curated record. The transcript is spliced from 6 exons. Gene Ontology annotation, molecular function: microtubule plus-end binding. Lineage: Eukaryota; Viridiplantae; Streptophyta; Magnoliopsida; Asterales; Asteraceae. Gene Ontology annotation, cellular component: microtubule plus-end; microtubule organizing center; cytoplasmic microtubule. Bases 10 to 969 code for a protein of 319 amino acids. Gene Ontology annotation, biological process: spindle assembly; protein localization to microtubule plus-end; regulation of microtubule polymerization or depolymerization.